Messenger RNA from Neolamprologus brichardi, 3229 nucleotides. The record is from RefSeq and is a predicted model, not a curated record. Lineage: Eukaryota; Metazoa; Chordata; Actinopteri; Cichliformes; Cichlidae.
UUAAAAAGGCAUUUGAAAUGUGUGUUCAAGAAAAGAAUCUGUAGUCUUUUUUUUUUUGUUAGCAAGCUCACAGCAGCAGAAGUAGUCAAUCAGCCCACUUGCUAUGUAAUGUAAUGCUUGUCAUUUCUUUCCACUCUCUUUGUUGCCAUCGUUGUGUCUUCCCAGCCAAAUGACACAGAUUGCUCAAAUGUGGAGGGGAUUUGUCCUCUUCGCUGUGACAGCUUAGAUAUCGAGUGCUAUGUGAUUGACAAUAAUGGCUUUGUCCUCAUUUCUGAACAGCGCAAUAACGCGGGAAGGUUCUUUGGGGAGAUUGAUGGCUCAGUGAUGACCACAUUGAUCAGGAUGGGCAUGUUCAAAAGGUAAUGCCUGGUUGUCAUUCCUCGCCUGAUUGACUGGUUGAACGGCCAUCCUGAGAGAACCUGCGGUUUUCUCACUCUGUGUGAAGUGCCACUUUAUGGGUCCUGUGUCUCCGAACGAAUAUCUGGCUCGUAAUUGCAAUUGUGUCAGCCCCAUGCUGUUUUGCUAUCAGGUUUUAAUUGUAAUUGUGUAAUUAUCUUAAUCAGGGUGGCAGUUUGCAAAUGUUUUCCUUUUGUUUUUUGGUUCUUAGAUACCUAAACAGUGCAUUAGUAUCCAUGCAGUGUAAUGGUACAGUCUCUCUCCUAUGCUCUCUGCAUGCGCCCGUCUGACUCUGUGUUUGUGAUUAAGCUGUCCGUGCCUUUCCUUUUUGCUCCCCUUUGAGUUUGAGGGCUUGGGAUGUUUUUUUUCUUCACGCUUAGUUUUUGCCCAUCUUUGAUGUUUGAAAUCUCCUGAGUGAUGUGCUAUUUUUAAACAGCUAAAAGAUUUCGUCAUGCUUCAUUUGACACAGGAUAUUACAUAACUAGUUUUGAGCGUGGAUGAUCUUUAGUAGCAAUGUGAGCAUAUUUACACUCUGUGAUUUUCUGUAUUUAUGUGUUCUUGUGUUUGACGACUGCGUACAAAAAAACAACAAAAAGAAUUAGUUGUCUGAAAAGUAAUUCUAGUGUUGGGAUCAUUGUAAGUUACAAUAGCUUUCAGGGAUUCUGUAAAGGUUAAGCUCAGCCAAACAUGUGUGGUAGUCUGGAGGGGGGUCAGGGAAUCAAUGUGGGUCGAUACUGCCAGAAGAGCAACACUGUGUGCUUGUUUGUGUGCUCAUGUUUCCUUAGGGUAUCCUUGUUCGACUACCAGGCCAUGUGUAAGAUGAACUCACACUCUGUCAGCAGCGCACGUCCACUUCUCAGUCCGUUCUACGGUUUGGCUUCAGCCUUCAAGUGGUUCCUCUCCAACUUCCUACUAUUUCUCCUGGAGUUCAAUAUCUGUGGCUUCUGGCACACAGAGCAUUUUGCUGACGCCUCAGUUCAUAAGAAAAAAGGGGACAUCCUGCAGCCGUGUGACACCGAGUACCCCAGCUUUGUUUAUGAGCCGUCAGUCAAAGAGACCAACAGCAUUAUUAAGUGCGGACGAUGCCAGAAGAUGUUUGUAGUGCAGCAGAUACCAGAGAGCAACCUGUUGAUGCUGGUGGUGCAAGCAGACUGUGACUGCUCCAAACAGUACCCACCCAUCACCCUGGAGCCAGAGGAAGUCAGAUAUAACUCGUCAGUUAAGUGUGACAGGAUGAAGUCUCAAAAGGUUCGCAGACGCCCCGAGUCUUGCCACUCUUAUCACGCACAGGAGAACGCCGCUGACUGUGGAGGAGCCUCUUUUAUAUCUCCGUCAACCUCUGUUUUCUUCAUGUGUCUCCUUUUUGCUGCUGUUGUUUCCUGAUGACGGAUAACGGAUAACUCUUUUAUGCUUCAUCAUAUAAAGGAGAAGAUGACAAAAACUGAAAUCCUUGAGUGGAUUUUUUUUAAACUACUGAACAGAUUCUGCACAUUUUGCUCACAAAGGCGACAGACGCAAUCUCUGUUUAAGGACCUUGGACGUUAUGAGCAUUUGCUGUUUAACUUCAGAGAAUUACAUUUGAACUAAAAGCUGCAAAAAAGAGAACUUGCUGUACUGUUGUUGCCAUGGAUACUUUUUUCAUUUGUUAUUUUCUUAUGCUCCACAUUGUUUCUCUGAACGAAAAGGGACUGAAGGGUGACGGCUAGCUGUGAUGGGUGUUAAUGAAUAAGAAGUAACGAUUCACACGGUACAACAUGAAAAAGUGAAAAGAGAAAAACAUGCAUUAUUCAAUUUCCAUGUCCCAAUGAGCUGUGUAUUUAUCCACACACAUGCAUAUUAUAUAUGCGUUGGAUACACCCAGUAAACACACACAAGUCUGCAGAUAAUGCAUUAUCUGCAGACUUUUAUAAAUGCAGAAUAGCCAGUGUGAAGAGGGCUGCAGUGGGGGAUACAGGGAGGCACUGUUGUGUUGCUAAUGAGUCACGUUAAUAAUGGACAAGCAGGCACAAUUGGACUCAGUGGAUAAUUAUCUGUGUGAAAUUAAUAUGCAAUAAAGUAAACUAGAAUGGAGUUGUCAGCGUUUAUGGGAACUAUGUUUUCACUUUUUAUUUCCAUCCUAUAAAUGUAUGUUUCUGUGACUAUUAUUUUUACGUAUCUGUCUGCCUUUUUUUGUCUUUUGUCUCUCUGUACAUACCGUAACUAAUUAUGUAUGUCUGGCUAAUGGGCUGUAAAUGCAUAAACGAUAAAUGAGCUGAAGAUCGUCACACUCUAAAAAGGAAAUGUCUAACUUUUCACAUUAAAACAAUGCAUACAUGCAUUUGCAAUGUAUUUGGCACCAAGAAUUUACAUUUUUGAAAAAAUAUACAAAUGUCUUUGCGAUUAAGAAAUAUUUAUAGUUUUUUUUUUAAUAUGGUUUAUGAACGCUCUUCUUAAGCCUUUUUUUUUCUUCAUUUAAAAUGUAACUUUUAUCGCAAUGCUCGCUAUUAUAGCUCAGUCACUAAAAAUAAAAUGUCACAGUAAUAAAAAUGUAAUCUCAGUGUCAGUUAGCACUAUAAAACUAACUGCAUAUGAUAUUUUUGUAUAUAUUUGCCUGUAUGUUUUAUAUUUUGCACUUUUUGCUGAGCACUUAAAUGCAUUUUUGGCUCUGAGUGUCUGUGUAGCCUUUUCUACACCCAUUUUUAAUUGCCUCUCAAAGCACACAUAUAAGUUAAUCUUAUUAAGUUUCUGAGAGUUAAUUAUUUAGCUGUCCUGAUUUUGUUUGUACUCUCCACGGGUUGACAUUGCCACAUCUAUGGCCCUAAUUUGUACUGUGUAAAUAAAAUUAUAAAUUUGG